UGAGUCAGCUGGUGUAUAAACACCACACCCUGCUCAGUCCUGGAUCAUAACGGAGCUGCUGGUCUCUGAAGGUGAAUCCAACAUGGCGCUGGUGUCCGAGUUCCUGGGUCAGCUGACGCUGUCGUAUGGAGGGGAAGAAGAACCCAAAUUCCCCACCGUGGUACCGGCACGAGACUUUGACCCGGCUCGGGACGCUGCCAGGAUCGAUACAGCCAUCAAAACCAAAGGAGUGGAUGAACAGACCAUCAUCGACAUCCUGACCAGACGGAGCUAUGAGCAGCGCAGAGAGAUUGCUUUCGAUUACGAACGGAUCGCUAAAAAGGACCUGGUUGCUGCCCUGAAGGGGGCGCUGUCCGGCUCUCUGGAGGCUCUGAUGUUGGGUCUGAUGAAGAGCACCGCCCAGUUUGACGCAACUGAGCUCAAAGCCUCCAUGAAGGGCCUCGGGACCGACGAGGAAACCCUGAUCGAGCUCGUCUGCUCCAGAAACAACGAGGAACUGACGGAGAUCAAGAAGGUUUACAGAGAUAUGUUCAAGAAGGAGCUGGAGAAGGACAUCGCAGGAGACACGUCGGGGGACUUUGCCAAGCUGCUGCUGGCUUUGGUUCAGACAAAAAGAGACGAGCCGACCAACGUGGUGGACUACCAGAAGAUCGACGAUGAUGCCAGAUCUCUGUAUGAAGCCGGGGUGAAGAGGAAGGGCACGGAUGUGGUCACCUGGAUCUCCAUCAUGUCCCAGAGGAGCAUCCCUCACCUGCAGAAAGUGUUUGAGCGCUACAAGAGCUACAGUCCCUACGACAUGAAGGAGAGCAUCAGGAAGGAGGUGAAGGGAGACCUGGAGAAGUCCUUCCUCACUCUGGUGGAGUGCUUUGAGAACCGGCAGCUGUACUUCGCCAACAGACUCUACGACGCCAUGAAGAGUAAAGGAGCCAAGGAGAAGGUGGUGACUCGGAUCCUGGUGUCCCGCUGCGAAGUGGACCUGAUGAAGAUCAGGACUGAGUUCAAGAGGCAGCACAAAAAGUCUCUGUACCAGACCAUCGCUGAACACACCAAAGGAGACUACCAGAAGGCUCUGCUGAGUCUCUGUGGAGGAGACGACUGAAAACACUACGUUUCCCAGCAGCCACCGGGGCGGACCUUCCUCGCCUGCUUCAUGUGAUUUAUUGAUGUCUGAUUCUGAAAUAAAAAGUCUCCAAACCUGCA
Messenger RNA from Fundulus heteroclitus (mummichog), 1200 nucleotides. RefSeq names its product annexin A2. Gene Ontology annotation, molecular function: cytoskeletal protein binding; calcium ion binding; calcium-dependent phospholipid binding. Gene Ontology annotation, cellular component: cytoplasm. NCBI's taxonomy places the organism in Eukaryota, Metazoa, Chordata, Actinopteri, Cyprinodontiformes, Fundulidae. The record is from RefSeq and is a predicted model, not a curated record. The transcript has 13 exons. Bases 83 to 1099 code for a protein of 338 amino acids.